AUGGCCGCCGCAAUAUCCUUCGGCGAUGCCAACUCCGGCUUCCAAGCUGGCAUCAUCAACGGCCCGGUAAACGCUGAGUUCCAUCUCCCUUAUGAACGGCCAGAGACUCCACCUGCCCCGACAGCGGUCAUACCGUUCAGUCGCGACCAGCAAUUCGUCGAACCGGGGACGAUACUCAAGCAGAUCGAUCAAAAAUGCGUGGUUCCAGGCUCAAGAACUGCGCUUGUCGGUCUAGGUGGCGUGGGCAAGUCGCAACUCGCCAUCGAAUACGCAUACCGCACCCGAGAGCGCUCACCCAAUACGUGGGUAUUCUGGGUCCACGCGAGCAACGCAGCGCGAUUUGAGAAUAGCUACCGAGACAUUGCAAACUUUCUCAAGCUUCCCGGCCGAAAGAACCCAAAAGCCAAUAUAUUUCAGCUUGUGCACGAUUGGCUGCGCGACGAGAGGAGAAUUUGGGUGCUCAUACUUGACAAUGUCGAUGAUGCUGGCUUCCUAAAAUCCUACGGCGAUGGAGGUAUUGAAGGCGAGAGAGGGUUGAAUAGUGAGGGGUCGCUACCACUCGAAUCCUAUCUUCCGCGGUGCCAAAAUGGAGCCGUUCUCGUAACGACGCGAAGCAGAAGCGCAGCGUUGGAGCUAGUUGAGCGGUGUGACAUAAUCGCAGUCGAGCCAAUGAGUAAGGCGGAUGCGGUAGCAUUGCUGGAGAAAAAACUGGAAGGCAUCGAGGAGAGCGACGGGGUUAGCGAGCUCGCAACUGCGCUCGAAUUCAUGCCGCUUGCUAUGGUCCAAGCUACGUCCUACAUCGCUCACCGCGCUCCGCGUUGCUCCGUGCGACAAUACCUAGAAGAGUUUCGGAAGAGUGAUCGCAAGAAGGCGAGUCUUCUCGACUUCGAAAAGGGACAGCUCCGCCGAGACCGGGAUGCAAAGAACUCCAUUAUUAUCACAUGGCAAUUAUCUUUUGACCACAUUCGUCAGACCAAAUCAUCGGCAGCAGAGUUGCUAUCGCUCAUGAGCUUCUUCGAUCGGCAGGGAAUUCCGGAAGAUCUAAUUCGAAAUCGAAACGGGAAAAGCGAUAGCCAGGAAAAUCAGGGAAAGCAUGAUAGUGACGCGUUAGAGGACAUUAACACUGACGAGGACGAUGAUGACAACAGUGCAGAUGAUAAUAGAAGCAAGGAUGGGAACGAUAAAUUUGAGGACGACAUCUUGACUCUUCGAGACUACUCAUUCAUUUCUAUCACAGGGAGCGGAUUAAGUUUCGAAAUGCACGGGUUAGUGCAGCUUGCCACCCGGAAAUGGCUUGAAGCACACGGACAGCGGGAAAGAUGGAAGCGUCAAUUCCUUGUAAAUCUCUCCUCGAAGUUUCCGACUGGAAAAUACGAAAACUGGGCAAAAUGCCAGGUGCUCUUCCCGCAUGCGAAAUCGGCGGCUACGCAGAAGCCAGAGGGUCAAGAGUCGUUGACGAUGUGGGCUACGAUCCUAUACAGAGCGGCGUGGUACGCGGAGCAAGUUGGAAAUGGGGUUGACGCAGAGGAAAUGUCGAUUACAGCAAUGAAAGCAAGGAAGAAGCUACUUAGCCAGGAGCAUGAAGAUACCCUAUGGAGUAUGUCAUUGGUUGGUGAUGCUUAUAACCUCAAGGGCCGAUGGGGUGCGGCGGAGUCGCUGUUUGUGCAACGUGGCGAAUCUGGCGUCGACGUACAGGAAUCAAGGUCGAUGGGAAGAGGCGGAGUCGCUGGAGGUGCAAACACGCUGACCAGCAUGGCCAAUCUGGCGUCGACGUACAGGAAUCAAGGGCGAUGGGAAGAGGCGGAGUCGCUGGAGGUGCAAGUGAUGGAGACGAGCAAGAGCAAACUUGGAGUGGACCAUCCUUCCACCCUGACCACCAUGAAUAACCUUGCGUUCACUUUUAAGGGAAAGGGCGAUAAGGGGAAAGCCAUUAGGCUAAUGGAAGAAUGCGUUCGAAAACAGAAGUAUAUCCUUGGCCUAGACCACCCCUACACGAAAGACUCAGAAGAUUCACUUAAUAGUUGGCGCAUAGAAGGCUUAAGCCUGGUGAGAUGGAGAGGUGGCCGGGGCACUUGUGCGUUGUCUAGGAUGAUAGCCUAA
Molecule: messenger RNA, 2100 nt
Organism: Lindgomyces ingoldianus
Lineage: Eukaryota; Fungi; Ascomycota; Dothideomycetes; Pleosporales; Lindgomycetaceae
Product: putative kinesin
Exons: 6
Coding region: 1-2100 (699 amino acids)
Molecular function (GO): protein binding
Source: RefSeq, a predicted model, not a curated record